UUUCAGUUAACAUGACUUCAAUCAGGGAUAUGAUUAAAUCUGCAUUCAUUUUAUAUGCUGUCUGUUUCUUCAUAAAUUCUGAUGGAAAAGCUGUGAUGAAGAGGUCUGUAAGUGAAGUACAGAUAAUGCAUGACUUGGGGGAACACCUACAUUCAGCAGACCGGCAAAACUGGCUCCUUGAGAAACUGCAAACUGUGCAUCAUGAACCUGAGGCCGUUGAAGAAACUAAGCCCCGAGAAGCGAGGAGUUGGAGACUGCGCCCCGAUCACGUGAAGCCGAAGGUGCAAAAGAAACCAAAGGAUUGGAACAAAGGUUAUAAAGAUAUCGCCUUCAAAACCAAGCCACAGUGAAAGUGUCAUAGCCUCUCUUUCCAAUUCAGUAGUAAUGAGCAAUUAGGGCAUUUUAUUAUUUAUUAUUUAUAAAACAAGGAUGUCUAGGAGGAUAUCUGCAUAAUGUCACCUCUUGAAAAUUUGAUGUACUUAUUUUGUGCAUUUUUUCCCAUUGCCUAUUGUCAGUGGAUCCCAUGUCUUACACUGUUUCUUCAGUUGUCCCUGUAGCUUACAAGAUGAAUUGUGAGAUCACAUUGAGUAAUCUACAUUACUAACUAUUGGGGUUUCCAAAGGCUAAAUGAGAAAGGCCUUUUCCUGGUGAUAUGUUUUUUUUAUUGCUUUAGAUGCUUCAUUUCCAGAUUUAGCACAUUAACAUAUCAUACUAACAAAGGAAUGCAUAGAUCCUGGUAAUUCUAUUUAGGUUACUUUACAGAAGGUGACAAUGCAAGAAAGAUAUGCAGUAGCAACAACUGGGGCCUUGUCCUUGGAGAAUCAUGCCUUAAUCACUUUUUAAAAUCCUAACACAAUGAAAAUUAUUUAAGGGUUAGGUUCAAAUGCCUAUUUUAUCUCAAGGGGAACAUGUUAUUUCAUAACGUUGAAACCUGAAAUACCACCUGGAUAUGGAGAAACAUGCAGUUGUACAUGCAUAUCUCUUCAUACUUUUACAAUAUAUAGCUAUUUCAACAAUGACAUGAUUGGGUAGUAGCCCCUAAUCAUUCAAACAACCAAUUGCACAACCCUAUAAAAGAACUUUCAAGUUACAUGAAUCUGAAGUGAAUCUGAAAUUUUGGUAAUUUAUGUAGAAAUCUAUUUUGAAGUUGUGAAUCCACACAUAAUUUCUUGGUCACAGAACUUAGUGGAACUAACAGUAUGGAUAAUAAAGACAGUAUGGAUGGGCUCAAGCACACAAGGAGCCAUAAAACAUGCUAGUCACUGCAUUUAUUCCAGUUGAACUAGGGUAGCUUUUUUAAACAUGAGAAUUAUACUCUCUAUUGAUUUACCCAAUAUGGUCUCUAUAUUCCUUUCUCUUAGAUUUUCAUUUCAGACAUUCUGCAAAAGUUGGUUAAUAAAUAAUAAAUAAUAUAAAAAUAUGUUCACCAUUUUAGUCUAGAAGUGAAUAAUCUGAUAAUCAUUUUGCUGCAUCUGCAACUGAUGUUCUGGCUUCUUAAAAGCCUCUGGCAAAGUUUUUAACUUGAGUCAGAAUAUUCUAUUGUACUUUAAGUGACUUGAUCUGACAACAAGGAAUUACUGUAAUAAUGACCCUUGAAUCUGCAGAAAUCUACAUCGCAUUCAGUAGUAUUCCAUGGGAACAGGGUUCAGAUGUGACAUAUUGUGUGUUUAUGGAAGCAAGACUUUAAAAAUGCACCUUUUAUUUAUUCUUUUGUUGUAUGUUCACAUCUUCUUUACACAAAUUCAAUUUAAUUCCUUUAUAACUGUAUCUUGCUAAUGCCUUAUCAAAUAAAUGGACCAAAAGCUAUUGGACAGUA
Protobothrops mucrosquamatus (brown spotted pit viper) is the source of this 1816-nucleotide messenger RNA. It is a transcript of the gene PTH, whose product is annotated as parathyroid hormone. The record is from RefSeq and is a predicted model, not a curated record. The transcript is spliced from 2 exons. Lineage: Eukaryota; Metazoa; Chordata; Lepidosauria; Squamata; Viperidae. Gene Ontology annotation, cellular component: extracellular region. Bases 12 to 350 code for a protein of 112 amino acids. Gene Ontology annotation, biological process: cell-cell signaling; intracellular calcium ion homeostasis. Gene Ontology annotation, molecular function: hormone activity; parathyroid hormone receptor binding.